GGGUGGGCAGGUCGCUGGGACUCUUCUUCCAAUGGAAAGGCGGGAUUUGCCUUUUCUCUUGCCUGCGGAGUGGCUCUGGGCAGGUCCUUCUAUGUGGAUUUAAUUUAUGUCUCUGGUCCUGACUGGGGCUUCGAGGUUUCCCCUGCGCUGCGGGCGCCUUAACUGGAUUCCCCCGCGGCAGCAUUGGUGCCGUCCGGCCCGGUCACAUGGGCGGCAAGAUGGCGGCCUGCAGGGCACGCUGUGAGUGUCGCGGCUGGUGAGACUCAGGCGGCGGCGCCGGGAAGACAGGUUGGACAACUCGGGAGGCUCUCCAGGUUUAGCUGCGGAGGACCUGCACUGUGGACGGGCGGGAACCAUGGUGACGGAGCAGGAGGUGGAGGCCAUCGGGCAGACGCUGGUGGACCCCUUGCAGCCCCUACAGGCCCGCUUCCGGGCCCUCUUCACACUGCGUGGGCUCGGCGGCCCCCACGCCAUCGCCUGGAUCAGCCGGGCCUUCGGGGACAACUCGGCCCUGCUGAAGCAUGAGCUGGCCUACUGCCUGGGCCAGAUGCAGGACCCCCGUGCCAUCCCUGUGCUCGUGGAUGUGCUGCAGGACACAGGCCAGGAGCCCAUGGUGCGCCACGAGGCGGGGGAGGCCCUGGGCGCCAUCGGGAACCCGGAGGUUCUGGAGCUCCUGAAGCAGUACUCUGCUGACCCUGUGCUUGAGGUGGCAGAGACCUGCCAGCUGGCGGUGCGGCGGCUGGAGUGGCUACAGCGGCACCCUGGGCAGCUGGCGGCCGCUGGUCCCUACCUCUCGGUGGACCCGGCCCCUCCCGCCGAGGAACGCGACGUGGGGCUGCUUCGGGAAGCGCUGCUGGACGAGGGCCGGCCUCUCUUCGAGCGGUACCGCGCCAUGUUCGCGCUGCGCAACGCAGGCGGGGAGGAGGCCGCCCUGGCUCUGGCCGAGGGCCUGCGCUGCGGCAGCGCGCUUUUCCGCCACGAGGUGGGCUACGUGCUGGGCCAGCUGCAGCACGAGGCCACAGUGCCGCACCUGGCCGCCGCCCUGGCCCGCCGCGCCGAGAGCCCCAUGGUACGACACGAGUGCGCCGAGGCCCUGGGCGCCAUCGCCCGGCCCGCCUGCCUGGCUGCGCUUCGGGCGCACGCGGCCGACCCCGAGCGCGUGGUGCGGGAGAGCUGCGAGGUGGCGCUGGACAUGUAUGAGCACGAGACCGGCCCGGCCUUCCAGUACGCCGAUGGGCUGGAGCUGCUGCGGCUGCGGACCCCGCCCUAGUCCCCGCCCGGCCCAGGCUCUGCGGGUCUCCCCCUUGCCCCACUUGGCAUCUAAACUGGGCCUACGUACCGUGGGUUCCAUUUCCAGCCCUGCGCCUGGGUGUCCUCUCUUGCUGGCUGAGCACUUGGGACGAGGUUGGUGUCCCUGUGCACAGGGCGCGGCCCGAGGUCUGCAUCUGGACACCCAGAGCGGCGGACCGGAAGCGCCCCAGGACCCAGACCAGGCGGACCGGAAGGGGCGUGUCCUGGGGGGCGAGAAUGUUGGGGAAUCAGGAACUGGGUCUCUUGGGAAGGGUCACGGCGACUGGCUCAGGCUUCAUUAGGAAUGGGGAACAGGGUUUGGGGGUCCCUUGUCCCCCUCACCUUUGGGGCCCAAGCAGGAACCGAGAAGCGGCCUCUGGGUAGGCUGGGCUCAGGGCACUUGCUGGCCCUGGGGUGCUGCCCAGAUGGAAUAUUAAACUGUUUUUGCCAA
This is a messenger RNA of Heterocephalus glaber (naked mole-rat), 1741 nucleotides long. RefSeq names its product deoxyhypusine hydroxylase (gene Dohh). NCBI's taxonomy places the organism in Eukaryota, Metazoa, Chordata, Mammalia, Rodentia, Bathyergidae. The record is from RefSeq and is a predicted model, not a curated record. Gene Ontology annotation, biological process: peptidyl-hypusine biosynthetic process. Gene Ontology annotation, molecular function: deoxyhypusine monooxygenase activity.